Molecule: messenger RNA, 4316 nt
Organism: Manduca sexta (tobacco hornworm)
Lineage: Eukaryota; Metazoa; Arthropoda; Insecta; Lepidoptera; Sphingidae
Product: sodium- and chloride-dependent GABA transporter ine-like
Biological process (GO): glial cell growth; neurotransmitter transport; transmission of nerve impulse
Cellular component (GO): membrane
Molecular function (GO): osmosensor activity; neurotransmitter:sodium symporter activity
Source: RefSeq, a predicted model, not a curated record
AAAAUGCCAGCAUCUCAGCUAUGGGCAGUACUGUUCUUCUUCAUGUUUCUAUGCCUUGGAUUAAAUAGUCAAUUUGCUAUAGUGGAAGUGGUCGUGACUUCAAUACAAGACGGAUUUCCCGACAUGAUACGAAAAGACUUGUGUAUCAUGAAUUAUUAGUACUGCUUGUGUGUGCGGUGUCAUUAUUAUGCGGACUGCCACACAUUAUUCAUAGCGGUAUAUAUAUGUAUUCCAGUUAAUGGAUUAUUACGCCGCGUCGCUCAGUAUAACUUAUCUCGCCUUUUUUGAGGUGGUCGCGAUUGCAUGGUUUUAUGGCGUGGGAAGACUGUCUAGAAAUAUUAAACAAAUGACAGGUCGCCAACCAUCGCUAUACUUUCGAUUCUGUUGGCUGAUAGCGUCACCGGCGCUGCUGUUAGCGUUGUGGGUGGCAAGCAUGGUCGACUACACGCCGCCUAGUUACAGGCAGUACCAAUAUCCCGCAUGGGCACAAGCUCUCGGAUGGAUCAUGGCUUCCCUCUCCUUACUUUGCAUCCCAGUAUACGCGGUUAUAGUUAUAAUUAGAGCACCUGGAGACAGUUUAAGAGAGAAACUACGUUACUCAAUACAACCAACAUCUAUAUGUGAAUGUGGUGUAAAUGGCUGUGACAUCUGCUGCUCUGAGUCGGAUCCGCCGGACGACAAAACAGUUAUUAAUUAGUAUAAUGAAACCGUAUAUUUUAAAGAGUAUUAUUAAAAAUGAUAAGAAUUAAGUACUCCCUCUGCCACGAGGAACAAAUAACAUUUGGGCCUGCGUUCUUUAUGACGAUAUAGAUUCAACACGGUAUGUUUGUAACGAAUAAUCAAGUUUAAUAAGGUUAUAUAAAAUUAAGUAACUGGCAUAUACCCAGAAAUCUAUUUAGUCAUACUGAAUCCAUGUUCAGGGCGCUGACCAAUUUCUUAUCGAUUUUUUGAUUCGCACCUGUGUAAUCGACAAAGUUUGUCAUCGAAAAUUACCGUCUAGAAGAGGUACUCGUGAUAAACAAUACUAAGUAGAUAAUUUACAACGAUCUUCCAUCAUAAUUACACAUCACUCGACCUACAAUUAUGAGCAUUCACCAAACAGUGUCAUGACAUACAUAACUAUGGUCAUAUAAAUUUUAUACAGUUACAAUGUAGGAGUGAAAAUCAUGUAUGUACUUCUGACGUCUGCGCGAUAAUGCAUUGACUUCGAAUAGUAUAAAUAGCAUUUAAAUCAUAUCAUUACAAAGAAAUACACCUAUUGUUAUAUUUUUACUAUGCACAUAUUAAAAACUAUGUGUUAGCGGUAACUGUGUUCUGUGUAGGUAUUCAUAAUAGCAGAAAUGUAUUAUUACUGAAUGUUUGUAAAGCUUUAUAUUCUCCCAGUCACGAUAUUAUAUUGCAUAAGUAUGUAAAUAUGUAAUUUAAGGCCCGACCACCAGCAAAACAGCGCGCUAAAGCUCUGGUUUCCUAGAAUAGCGGUGCCGUCACAUGACGGACGCAAUAUUUGGACGCAAAAAGACGGCCGUUUUUACGGUGACGAGACGUGGACAGAUGCAUCACAGUUACGGCCACCAAGUCGUAUCUGUUAUAGGGGAGAAAAGGACGACCUUGAUAUACUUUGGAUUAAUAAUUUACUUGGUGUAUGAACUAUCAUCAGAAGAGGAAAAUAGUCGUAUGGAGAAAGAUGACUUAAUCAAAGCUGGUACAGGUGUAUUUGAGAUUUUAGUACGUCGCCGUCUACAAAGCAAUGAUGAGAAAUCAGGGAAUAGUUUAGCCUAACACUAGUAUUAUUUGAUUACGAACUUACCACAUAAAUUAUGAUUUGAGUUACAAACCAUACAACAGACACAAAAAUUCAAUAAGACCAGAAAAAAGCUAUGUAUGUAUACUUAUUAAGUAGAUUCCUAAGUCAAUACAAUAAUAUUUUAAUUUUUUUUAUAUAUUUAUUUUUAACAGACCUAAUACAUAGAUGUUCGCGAAAUUAAUUAUAUAUUUUGGCCAUGCUCAUUUAAGUAGAUGCAAUCUACUUCAUGCCUGCAUGACUGCCUGGAUGCUCAUCCAUUGUAAUUAAAUGAAUGCCUUGAGGAGAAGGAGCUAUGAUUUGUGAAUGAGCACUAGUAGAGUAGUACUCGCACGCAUCUCGCACUCGUGGGUAUGUACGAAAUCUAUUAAAAUUUCGUCGUCCUCGCUGCUCCAGUUGGAGUCGGAACUCAUUUCGUUUGUCGUCCGGUCAAAACAAUACGAAAAUGGCUUCACCGCUAUCGAGAAAAACGUUCAAGAAACUAUUCGACACCGACAAGACGGCCGUCAUGCAAAUAGCGGUACCGCUUUUUGACGUUACGAUAUCAAAUACCGCACUCUAGGAAACCAUGACAUUUGGUUUAUAUAAUCAACGUUCUAGUGACGUCAUUCACCGCUGUAUUACUGCCGCUUUAUGACGGUACCGCUGUUUUAGGAAACCAGAGCUUAACAGAUUCUUAGAAGCCAUUUAUUCCAAAUUUAUAACAUACUAAAAAAAAUAUUUAAAUAAUUUAAGAAAUAUUUAAAAGACAUAUUUUUGCAAUGUGUUAUCUUUAUUUUAAUUGUAUAAAAUUUUUAUAAUAGGAAUAUUGUUUCGUUAAUUUCAUUGUGAAAAUGCAAUUAAAAUUGUUGACUCCGUGCAUUUUCUCAUAAACAUGAAUUAAGUACUCUAACACUAUUAGAAAGACAAUUUUAUAAAGAAUAUUUUUGUAGUUCCUAUUUAAAUUUUUUUUUUGAAUGAACUAUUCGUAAAUCUUUGCAAUUUCCCGCCGGUAACUUGCGCGCUGCCAAGUUCCUAUAAAACGAAUCGCUCAAGGACGUUUGCUAGGGGAGGGACCUUACAUAAUGGUCUGUUUUAUAGGCUGGUCUACAACCUAGUAAUACCUAUGUAGUGUUGAAACACCAAAUAAAUUAUUUUAAUCGUUGUGGAAAUUUGUGUAGAUCCUUACCGAUAAAGAUUUCAAAAUAACUUCCCGGUAAAAUUAUGUAGGUAUACAGUGAAAUUUGAUUAAAGUGAGCCUUGGACAAUAUAUGAGAAACCACUGCUAAUAAUAAUUGCAAUAAGGUCCCGGUACUUUUGCAUUAAGCCUCUUUUACUGGGAAUUUCAAACCUCGUUAAUUGAGAAUCGAUUUCUUAGAUUUUACGAUGUUCAUCUCUAUAAUUGAGACUUGGUAGGUCAAUCACCUAUAUCAGUAAAACAAUUUAUCAGGUUUGGUAAAGUUACGACUCGUUUGUAUACAAAUAUUUUAAUUACUUCUGCACAUUUUUAACCACUCUUGUCAUCUAUCUCUAUAAAUAAGACAACUGUCAUUGCAAACCUCCCUAUUUGUAUACUGGCUAAAUAAAAAUGCUCUAUACAAAAUCCUAACUCCUUUGAGAUCCCAGUUAAAUAGUUGUAUAGAUUUCACUGUAUUAUACAUUUCUAGCCAUUUUUAUGUCAAUGUUCAUGUUAUUGAAUAAUCGGCGAUAAACAUCCUCAAAUCGUAGGACAUAAAUAAGCUAUACGAUUUACAUAUACACUAGUAAUAUGUAGCAACAACAUAAACCUUUGAGGGCAUCAGUAUUAAUUUUAAGUUAAGUAUCAGGCCUUUUAUAUUAUUUUAUUUUCCUAAAAGGAUAAAUAUUUAAUCAUAUUUGUAACCAUCGACCGUACUUGCAUAGGUAUAUAAUAUAUAUUUGUUGUGUUGUAAGAUUGUUUUUCCUGAAUAAUGUGACCGAAAACAUUCCAUAAAUACCUAUACUCAUGUAAUUUAAAGAUAGUUUUAAUAUUUUUAGAUAGUUAUUUAUUUUGCAUACCUUAUAAAACAUGGAUGUUAAGAAUAUGUAAGCAAAUUGUAUUACUUAAGUAACUAUCUCAGUAAAUAGGUAGGUUGCCACAGAAAUUGUAAUUUUUCGUCAAUCACUAAAAUAAAAUGACUGCUUAGCCGUGAGCAUAGCCGGGGGGGCAACGUUAGGCGGCACCCACCCUAUAAAGCCCUGCGUUACAGAGACAUCGCGUGAUACAGGCCUUUUUAAAAUCAGCGGGUUUUUGCUCUCGCCAGCGGUCUCUUCCUAGAUAAAAUCCGUAGUAGCUACGCCAACCUUCCGAGUACUAAACAAAACAUGAAACAAUAUUAUUUGUUGUUAUCUGCCACUGAUAUAGAAUCUUACAUACCUAUGUAAAAUCAGUCUUUGAAAAGUAAAUCGUUCAUAAUUAUUAUAGUGUAAAUAGGUACAUUUUUUGUAUAUAAGUAAAAUAAGUAACGGCAAUGUAUCAUAAGGCAAAAGCGAAAUAAAGUCCUAAGGUUAAUGAGCA